AUGAGACCAGAAGCUCAAGUGCCUCCAGCUCAAAGACAAUAUUAUGAAGAGUUGUUUUUAUUAUGUGAUUCCGAUAAAGAUGGUGUUAUUGGUUUAACAGAUGCUUCAUUUUUCAGAUAUUCAAUGUUACCAAAUGAAAUUUUAAGAGAAGUAUGGCAAAUUGCAGAUGUUAAUAAUGGUUAUUUAAAUAUUGAGGAUUUUAUUGUAGCAUUAAAGUUAAUAUCAUUAGCACAAAUGGGUGCACCAGUCACAUUGGAAAGUGUUAAAUCAAUGCCAGUUGUACCACCUCCCAGAUUAAGUGAAGUACCACCAAUGAAGAACGAUUGGGCAAUAUCAAAUAGCGAUAAACAAAACUAUAUUGAUUUAUUUAAUAAAUAUGACGAUGAUCAAGAUGGAUACAUUUUAGGAAGCCAAGCAAAGAGUAUAUUUUCAUCAAGUGGUUUACCAGCCAAAAUUUUAGGACAUAUUUGGAAUUUAUCAGAUUUAAAUAAAGAUCAAAAACUUGAUUGUCAAGAAUUUAUUAUUGCAGCAUUUUUAAUUAGAUCUGUUCUAAAGGGAUAUGAAUUACCAGUUAGAAUUCCAGAAUCAUUAAUUACCUCAUCACAUUAUAUUAGUUCAGCAGGUGUACCAUCCCCUAAAAUCCCAGAAUGGAUGAUACCACCAACCGAAAGAAUUGUUUAUGAAGAUCUCUUUAACAAGAAUCAACAAAGUGGCUAUUUUACUGGUCAACAAGCAAAGGUUUUGUUUGAAAAAUCAAAUCUUUCAAUCCACGAUUUAAAGUUAAUUUGGGACUUGGCAGAUUAUAAUCAAGAGCAAUAUUUAGAUAAGCAAAAAUUUGUCAUAGCUAUGUUUUUAAUUAAUCAAAGAAAAAAGGGAAAAGAGCUUCCACAAUCACUUCCAAAUAUUUUAAUGGAGUCUUCAAAGAGUAAUUUUAAUCCAGCUAUGUUUUCACCAACUCAUCAAUCACAGGCAUCUGAUUCUGACUCAAAAUCAUCCUCUAAUAAGUAUAAUAUUAAUCUCAAUGACAUUGUUGGUAAUAUUUCAAACCAAUCACCAAUUUCAAGUGGUGGAGGUAGUGGCAGCAUAACAAACAAUAACAGUGUUCAAAGUAAUAGUGGUGGUUUAAAUGUUUCAAAUAGUUUAGUUUCGCCACCACCACAACAGUUACAACAACAAUUUUCUCAACAACAACUUCAACCACCACCACAACAACAAUCACCAAAUAUUGGCUCUACUCCACAACCACAGGCACAACCAACUUUACAAAGACAAGGCUCAUUUACAUUUGAUAGCAAUACAAAUUUAAUAGCCAAACCACCAGCUAAACCAGGUAGUGUAACUCGUAUGAACUCCUUCUCACAAGUUUCACCACAAUCAUCAGUUUCAAAUAGUAGCUAUGUACCAUCACCACAAUCAUCACUUAAUAAUAAUAAUAACUAUGUAUCAUCACCACAAUCAUCUUAUGUUCAACAACCAUCACAAAAUAUGAAUCAGUUAUACAGUGAUAUCGAUAAGGCAAAACAAAUUUCAGAACAAGAAAAAAUUAAACAAGAAGAUCUUUCGUUUAAAUUUAAUCAAGAAGUACAAUUAGAGGCAGAAUUAAAACAACAGCUUGAAGAUGAACAAAAACAAUUACAGGUAGUCCAAGAAAUGAUUAAAACUGAAGAAUCAAAUCUUCAAAUGAAGAAACAAUCAAAUUCAGAAUUAAAGGAGCAUAUUAACACCACAAGAUCCGAUAUUAAAUCAUCAAAAGUUCAAUUAGAGCAAACUUUAUCUUUAUUAAAAGAGAAAACAGAGCUUUAUGAUGAACAAAGAGAACAGCUCAAUCAAUUAAAUGAUGAUCUUCAAGAAAAACAACAAGAGCUCGAAAAGAAUAGAAAAGAAUUAGAGUUCCUUUUAGCUUCUAUUGAAUCAAUCAAACAAAAUCGUAGCGAUGUUAAAAAUCAAUUGGCCACUAUAGCAAAGCUUAUCAAUGAGUCAAAGGCAGAAAUUAAACAAUUGGCUGAAGAGCAAAAACAACAAAAACAACAACUGCAACAAGAACAACAACAAUUACAACAACAACAACAACAGCAACAACAAUUAUCUUCCUCCAAACCCUUAUCAGCAGUUAAAUCUGAUGAUAAUAUUUCAUUUGCAACCUCUAUUGCUCCAGCUAAUAAUACUACCAGUUCUACCACCACCAAUAAUGCUACUGGCGAUGAAUGGGACUUUUUUGGUACGCCAACUCCAUCAAGAACUUCAACCUCAUUACCAACCUCACCAUUUGAUGAUAAGUUUUCCAUACCAUUUACUGCUCCAUCUACAACAACCAAUCCAACCACAACCAAUCCAAUGAAUACCAGUAAUAAUAGUGUUACUUUUUCAUCAUCUCCAUCUUCAUCAUUCAUUAAUGCAGGUAAUAAUAAUGCACCAUCUCCAGUUAAAUCAAAUGUUUCACAAUUAAAAACAUCAAGCUCAUCAGUUGGCAGAAAGUACAGUGGCGAUAGCAAAACAAUUCCAAAUCCAACAUUUUCAUCAAACGCAGCCACCAAUAAUAGUGCAAGUGUUAGUAGCAAUAAUAGCUUCACCGACAACAGUGUUGACACCAUGGCAAAUGCAUUUGGAUCAGAACAGUUUUCAUUUAGCUCCUAUAGUACAUCAAAACAAGAUCCAUUUGGCGAAUCAGCUCCAUUUGGUGAAGACACUACAUCAGUUAAAGAUGCUGGCUCAGAAACCUUAUCCGAAGCUCAUGCCCUUUUCGAUAAUAAAGAUUCUUUAUUUGAAACCAAUGAAUCUUUCCAAAGCUCCAAAGAUCCAUUUGGUCAAAUUAUUUUUUCAAGUUUUAAUAGAGAUUCAUUUGUAUUUGGUUCAUCUAGCGAAAACCAACAAAAUAACAGCAAUAUUAUUUCAGAAAAUGGUGCAUUUAGUCAAACCAACGAUAAUGAUUUCUUUUCUUCAAAUAACACAGUUCCAAAUAAUAACAGUAAUGACUUUGAUGGGUUUGAAGAUUUUGCUCCCCAAUCACAAACAUUAGAUCAACAACCAAUUCAACAAGAACAAGAUUCACAACAACAACCCGAAUUUGGUGUUAAAUUUAAUGAUAAUUUUGACUUUGGUAGCAGUAAUUUUAAUUCAUCAAAUCUCAAUAAUGAAAAUUUAUCAAAUGAUCCAUUCAAUAAUAGUCUCAAUGAUAAUAAUAAUAAUGAUAAUAGUAAUAAUAAUAAUGAUCCAUUUUCUCAAGAUAACAAUGAUAAUUUUAAUACAGCACCACAGAAAAUCAAAAUCAUAAUGACCCAUUCAAAAGUUUCAGUGAUUUUGGCAGCACACCAUUCUCAUUUAAUGAUAGCAAAUUUAAUGAUGAUGAUGAUGAUUUAA
Molecule: messenger RNA, 3357 nt
Organism: Dictyostelium purpureum
Lineage: Eukaryota; Evosea; Eumycetozoa; Dictyosteliales; Dictyosteliaceae
Exons: 4
Coding region: 1-3357 (1118 amino acids)
Biological process (GO): endocytosis; endosomal transport
Cellular component (GO): plasma membrane; cytoplasm
Molecular function (GO): protein binding; calcium ion binding
Source: RefSeq, a predicted model, not a curated record